UCUGCAUACAUUUUCCUUCACUUUCCCGGUAAAGUAGCCGAGAAAAGUAGGGAAAGAGAAUGUACUCGGCGAUUCGUUCGUCGCUUCCGCUCGAUGGCAGCAUGGGAGAUUAUUCCGACGGAACUAAUCUUCCCAUCGACGCCUGCUUGGUCCUAACCACUGACCCAAAGCCCCGUCUUCGCUGGACGUCGGAGCUCCACGAGCGAUUCGUCGACGCCGUCACCCAGCUCGGCGGACCCGACAAAGCAACGCCCAAAACGAUAAUGAGAACGAUGGGAGUGAAAGGUCUCACUCUCUACCACUUGAAAUCUCAUCUUCAGAAAUUCCGCUUGGGGAGGCAAUCCUGCAAAGAAUCAACUGAAAACUCUAAGGAUGUUUCUUGUGUUGCGGAGAGUCAGGACACAGGUUCAUCUUCAACAUCAUCAUUAAGAUUGGCUGCGCAGGAACAGAACGAGAGUUACCAGGUCACUGAAGCUUUGCGUGCUCAGAUGGAAGUCCAAAGAAGACUACACGAGCAAUUAGAGUAUGCGCAGGUACAAAGGAGACUCCAGCUAAGGAUCGAGGCACAGGGGAAGUAUUUGCAAUCAGUUCUAGAGAAAGCUUGCAAGGCUAUAGAGGAGCAAGCUGUUUCGUUCGCCGGGCUCGAGGCGGCUAGAGAAGAGCUCUCAGAGCUAGCCAUAAAGGUCUCCAAUGGGUGCCACCAAGGAACAACAAGCUCGUUCGACACGACCAAAAUGAGGAUUCCGUCCUUAUCCGAGCUUGCAGUAGCGAUAGAGCACAAAAACAACUGUUCAGCAGAGAGCUCUCUGACUUCAAGCACCGUGGGGAGUCCAGUUUCAGCUGCUUUGAUGAAGAAGAGGCAUCGUGGAGUGUUUGGAAACGGGGAUAGUGUGGUUGUGGGUCAUGAAACUGGGUGGAUUAUUCCUAGUAGUAGCAUUGGAUGAAGGUUAAAGAGAGAGAGAGCGAGAGCGAGGGAGACCAGAUUUUAGCUUAUUUGCUUUGUUGUAUUAUUUAACUCGAAACUUUGUCAUCAAACCUAUCUGUCUUAGUUUGUAAUGUAUAUAUUUGUUGAAGCUGUAGUGUCUCUUGUUGGAGUAAGCUUGAGAGAAGCUUAAGGAGCAAACUUCUAAAUU
Messenger RNA from Eutrema salsugineum, 1133 nucleotides. RefSeq names its product protein PHR1-LIKE 3. The record is from RefSeq and is a predicted model, not a curated record. The transcript is spliced from 6 exons. Gene Ontology annotation, molecular function: DNA-binding transcription factor activity; DNA binding. Bases 60 to 944 code for a protein of 294 amino acids. Lineage: Eukaryota; Viridiplantae; Streptophyta; Magnoliopsida; Brassicales; Brassicaceae.